GUCGUUUUGCAGAUUUGAAUUCCAAGAAGCCGUACCACUAAAUUUUCCGAAUACGAUUUCAUGGACCAUGCCAAGAAAGACAUUUGGUUGUUGGAGUCGCUCUCUCGCUCACUGGCUCAGUGACAACGCACCUGGCUCCAGCCAGGACAGCUGUGUACUGCCAGACUGCGACUCUGCAACUUCCGCCAUCAUGGUCCAGACCAGAGAUCUAUCGCGUUCAUUCAUCUACCUCAUCUCUAUUAUCUUUACUGCAUCGACGCGCUCGGCUGAAGAUUCCCUUCCCCAGCCUGCAACACUCACUCAAACCAAAGUUGCCAAUAAUGGAGUUCCAGGACGGGGUCAUAAUAAAAACUAAAAAGAAGGAACGCGUUGAUCUAACUAAACUAAACUAAACACCUGAAAUAAUCACAUUCGGCACAGAAACAAAAGCAUUACAUAUAUAGAUAGAUAAUGA
Molecule: messenger RNA, 454 nt
Organism: Linum tenue
Lineage: Eukaryota; Viridiplantae; Streptophyta; Magnoliopsida; Malpighiales; Linaceae
Source: the annotation of a GenBank genome assembly